AUGGCCGGUCAGCAGCUGAACAGCCCAACCGCUGUGAUCGUACGCAACGCGCUUCUAUCAGUGACGGGCUGGGAUCUUCUGGACGACGAAGAUGCUUUCUUCGACAAAGGCUUGGACUCUCGCCAGGCGCUACAGAUCACACGUGCUUUGCGUCAGGGAUUGGGUCGCCCGACUCUUUCUCUUUCCAUAGUUUACAAGAAUCCCACAGUGAAGCAGCUGAGUGAGGCCCUUGCUGUUGGGCGCCAAGCAAAAUCUGAUGGUAAUGCCGACCUCAUCAGCUCGCUCCAGUCUACAUUUACAAGUCGUGUCAAGUCCAUUCCCGUGCCUACAGCUGGUAAAAAGGCCGUUCAGAACCCCAUCGGUGUCGUCUUAACCGGGUCUACAGGAUACUUGGGGGCAUACGUCUUGCAGUCACUUCUGGACCGUGAAGAUAUUGGCCACAUCUUCUGUCUUAAUCGUGCUGAGGAUGGCGGUAAGGCUGCACAAGCCAGAAAAAUCGGCGAUGCCACCCAGCUUGAGACGCGAGUGACCUUUCUCAAGGUGGACCUAGCUUCCCCUAAGCUUGGGCUGGACGAUGAUGUAUACCAGAACCUCACUCGUCGUGUUAGUGUCAUCAUUCACAUGGCAUGGCCUGUAAACUUCAUUUUUGAGCUACAGGCCUUCCGCCCUCACUUGGAGGGCGUUGUCAAUCUCUGCUCUCUGGCAGCUGCCUGUUCCCACCAGCCUGCCAAAAUCGUGUUUGCCUCAUCGAUAGCCGCAGUCAUUUCCGGGAAAGGCAAGAAUGCUCCCGAAAGUAUCAUAGAUACGCCUCCAGCCACCAACCAAGGCUAUGGGCAGAGCAAGUAUAUAUCGGAGCACAUCUUGGAUGCAGCAGCCAAGCAUCUGGGAAUAUCUGCUAUAGUUGUCCGCAUUGGGCAGAUGGCCGGCCCUGCCCGCCAAAAAGGUCUUUGGAAUCCAACGGAGUGGUUCCCCAGCCUCAUCGGCAGCUCACUGUACCUGGGAAGCCUGCCGGACAGCCUUGGCGCUCUGGGCGAGAUUGACUGGAUUCCAUCGGACGUUUUUGGUGAUGUUAUUGUAGAUGUCACGACCGGAGGGAGCGAGGAGGAGAAUAAAGGUUCAGGGGCACAGGUAUUCAACCUGAGAAACCCCCAGGUUACCCCCUGGGCGGGUCUCACUCCAACGGUUCUGCAGGCCGCCAAGGAACUACAAGGCAAGGGUCUAGAACUUGUUUCACCCACUCUCUGGUUGGAGCAGUUACGCAAGAGUCUUGCCGAUCUCAACGCUGACGGCGAUGCUAAUAAGCUCACUGAGGCAACAGCAAAGAACCCCGGGCUCAGGCUAUUUGACUUCUACACUCGCAAUUUGUGGGCAGAUGGGAUUCAAAGCAAUCUUAUGCAAGUUGGCCGUGCGACUGAUCUCAGUCCCGCGUUGCAGUCGCUACCAGCAGUGCACUCAACGUGGAUGCGCAAGUGGAUGGAGGAGUGGGCGAACCAGAACAACUGA
Messenger RNA from Clonostachys byssicola, 1503 nucleotides. Lineage: Eukaryota; Fungi; Ascomycota; Sordariomycetes; Hypocreales; Bionectriaceae. The record is from the annotation of a GenBank genome assembly.